Messenger RNA from Triplophysa rosa, 2093 nucleotides. It is a transcript of the gene gpr143, whose product is annotated as G protein-coupled receptor 143. Gene Ontology annotation, biological process: regulation of calcium-mediated signaling; melanosome organization; cell surface receptor signaling pathway. Gene Ontology annotation, molecular function: L-tyrosine binding; dopamine binding; L-DOPA receptor activity. The record is from RefSeq and is a predicted model, not a curated record. Gene Ontology annotation, cellular component: melanosome membrane; plasma membrane. The transcript has 9 exons. The coding region runs from base 186 to 1499 and encodes 437 amino acids. NCBI's taxonomy places the organism in Eukaryota, Metazoa, Chordata, Actinopteri, Cypriniformes, Nemacheilidae.
GGACAACUGUUAGAAGUAAUGUUUCCCUUAAAAGACAUUUUAAAACUAGGAAAACGAAACGCUAAAGGCAUGACAGGAGGGUUCGUAACGAAAGAAACAGGCUUCAAACACAGAGUUUGUAAAGAAGAAAAGCGCUUGUGAACACAUGACCUGCACAUUCUUCAGUCUGGAUUAAACUCAAGCACAUGAUGAUGGAGCUCGUGAUUUCACUCGUCAAAUGCAUGAAUUCACUCCUCCUCUCUCUUCUCUCCUCCAUCAUGGCAUCUCCACGGCUCGAGACUUUCUGUUGUCCGAACCGUGACCCCGCCACAGAGUUCGUCGUCAGUUUUCAGUCGGGAUUCUUCAACUCCAUCUGCAUCUUCAGCUCCAGUUUGAGUUUCAUCUUCUCUGUUCUGCAGCUGUUGCCGAAGCGCAGGAGCUCGAGACGUCUGUCUGCGCAUCCGCAUCCCAAACCAGCAGCAUCAUCCCGCAUCGUGUUCAUCAUCAUCCUGUGUGACGUGUUAGGAUGCGCAGGAAUCGUGGUCAGGUCGUCCAUGUGGCUGGGCUUACCAAACCUGGUGGACAACAUGUCAGUGAACAGCAGUGACGUCUGGCCGCAGGUCUACUGCGUUGGAAGUUCAAUGUGGAUCCAGUUAUUCUUCAGCGCGUCGUUCUGGUGGACGUUCUGUUACGCGGUGGAUGUGUUUCUAGUGGUCAAAAGAUCAGCCGGCAUCAGCACUAUUGUGUUGUAUCACAUGAUCACAUGGGGUCUGACUCUGCUGCUGUGCGUGGAGGGCGUCGCCAUGCUGUAUUACCCCUCCAUAUCCAGUUGUGAGAAAGGUCUUCAGCACGCCGUCCCUCAUUACAUCACCACGUAUGCACCCAUGAUGCUGGCACUGUGUGUGAAUCCUGUGCUCUUCACUGGAACCGUGUCUGCUGUCACAUCUCUACUCAAAGGUCAACAGGGCAUCUACACUGAGAAUGAAAGACGUCUUGGAUCUGAGAUAAAAACAAGAUUCUUUAAGAUAAUGCUGGUGUUCUGCAUUUGCUGGCUGCCCAACAUUAUCAAUGAAAGUUUGUUGUUUUAUCUGGAGAUGCAAGCGGACAUUACAGCCAGCGAUCUGAAAAACAUCCGGAACGCUGCUCUCAUCACCUGGUUUAUCAUGGGAAUACUCAACCCCAUGCAGGGUUUCCUCAACACGCUGGCUUUCCACGGCUGGACGGGGCUGGAUGUGGAUCUGACUCGACAGAGACGCAGGGAUCUGCCCUGGGAUUCUGCAUCCACGUCUGUGGCGGUUGCGGGCGGGUGGGUUAAUCCGAUAGUGGGCUCAACACUGCUGUAUGAAAGCCACGUACAGAAGAACCUGAGCACCAACGGACAUCAUCAACCUUCAGACGCUUUAAGUGUCUUAUCGGAAGGUUCAGAGUCUAGUACAGUAGAAAUCCACAUAUCCAGUGACCAGCGAGAGUCUGAGGACAUAAAACCAGACGGCACAUCACUGGACAAUUCUACAGGCUGAUGGUCAUGUGACCACCGCUUUUAUAUUCUUACACCUGUACAGCACAAAAGAACAUCAUUAAAAGAAACACGAUCGGUUACGACGAAUGCGUGAAGAAAUCAACAUAUGUGUCACAAAUCACUUCAGAUCAUUUCCAGCAUGUUUACAUCGCCUUUCAAAUUCAAUAUGAAUGAAUCAAAAUGUAAAAUGAUUUGGCCAUAUCUGUCUUUGAAGACUGUUUUGAUUCCUUCAUGAAAAGACCGUAAUGUUUAUAAAGUUAUUAGGGAUGUAACAAUAUCAAAAUCUAAAUUUCUAAAAUAGAACAUUUUUCUAACAUUCUCUAUGUUAGACCUGGAAGACCCAUCGUUUCAUACAUCAUGUGACCGCCAUAAUAUUGAGACGAUUUUGCUAUCGCGAUAUUGAUAAUAUCAGCACAUAUGAAUGUAGAAAUGUUUGUUGCACAUGUUUUACUAGUUUUAUACUUCAUUAAAUAUAUUCUUUUUAAAACACUUUCUCCUUAGAUAAGUGUGUGUAGUUUUAAUCAUCACAGUCAAUAUUUAUUGCAGUUGUGUUUGGUGAUGUAUCUGUGAUAAUCAUCAGUGAAAUAUAUAACAU